Messenger RNA from Petromyzon marinus (sea lamprey), 2612 nucleotides. Lineage: Eukaryota; Metazoa; Chordata; Hyperoartia; Petromyzontiformes; Petromyzontidae. The record is from RefSeq and is a predicted model, not a curated record.
CACACACACAUCACACACACCACACACACACCACACACACACCACACACACACACCGAGACGGUGCGCUCCUGUACCUCACAAUCCUGUGCCUUCGUGCUCGCCAUGCAGAACCCCGAGUCCAGCACUGCCGAGCGCCUGGAACUGUUCCGUGAGGCGUCUGAGAGGCACCAGCUCAUGUACCGGCUGGCUAUGACCGGCUCCGGCAUCGAUCGCCACCUCUUCUGCCUCUACGUGGUCUCCAGGUACCUGGGGGAGGAGUCUCCGUUCUUACAGAAGGUGCUGUCGGAGCCGUGGCGUCUGUCGACGAGCCAGACGCCACAGCAGCACGUGGAGCUGUUUGACCUGGCACGCUUCCCUCGCCACCAGUCCUCGGGGGGAGGCUUCGGGCCUGUGACGGAUGAUGGGUACGGCGUCUCCUACAUCAUCAUGGGCGACAGCCUCAUCAACUUCCACAUCUCCAGCAAAUUCUCCUGCCCUGAGACGGAUUCUCACCGCUUUGGUGCCAACAUUCGCUCGUCCAUGAUGGACAUCCUCGCCCUCUUCAACCUGGACAAACAGUCUGCUACAGCGUCCCCCUAACCCCCGCAACCACCUCUGUCAUGCCGCCCGGCUUAAACCGGAUUAGACCACUCCAACAUAUGCCUGAACUGGUUUAGACAGGUUUAAACCACUCCUAAGGCCCGGGUUAAACCGGCUUAAACCAUUCAUGAUUAUGGCUAAACCGGACUAAACCGGGUUUAAACCACUCCUAAGGCCCCGGUUAAACCGGCUUAAACAAUUCCUGAUUAUGGCUAAACCGGACUAAACCGGGUUUAAACCACUCCUAAGUCCCGGGUUAAACCGGUUUAAACCAUUCCUGAUUAUGGCUAAACCGGAAUAAACCGGGUUUAAACCACUCCUAAGGCCCGGGUUAAACCGGCUUAAACCAUUCCUGAUUAUGGCUAAACCGGACUAAACCGGGUUUAAACCACUCCUAAGGCCCGGGUUAAACCGGCUUAAACCAUUCAUGAUUAUGGCUAAACCGGACUAAACCGGGUUUAAACCACUCCUAAGGCCCGGGUUAAACCGGCUUAAACCAUUCAUGAUUAUGGCUAAACCGGACUAAACCGGGUUUAAACCACUCCUAAGGCCCGGGUUAAACCGGCUUAAACCAUUCAUGAUUAUGGCUAAACCGGACUAAACCGGGUUUAAACCACUCCUAAGGCCCGGGUUAAACCGGCUUAAACCAUUCAUGAUUAUGGCUAAACCGGACUAAACCGGGUUUAAACCACUCCUAAAGCCCGGGUUAAACCGGCUUAAACCAUUCCUGAUUAUGGCUAAACCGGACUAAACCGGGUUUAAACCACUCCUAAGGCCCGGGUUAAACCGGCUUAAACCAUUCCUGAUUAUGGCUAAACCGGACUAAACCGGGUUUAAACCACUCCUAAGGCCCGGGUUAAACCGGCUUAAACCAUUCCUGAUUAUGGCUAAACCGGACUAAACCGGGUUUAAACCACUCCUAAAGCCCGGGUUAAACCGGCUUAAACCAUUCCUGAUUAUGGCUAAACCAGAAUAAACCGGGUUUAAACCACUCCCAAGCCUGGGUGUUAAACAGGCUUAAACCACUCCUAAAUCGGAGGUUCAAAUGGCUUAAACCAUUCCAAAUCAUGUCUUAACCGGUUUAUGCAGGUUUAAACCACUCCUAAGCUCCGGUUAAACCACUGAUGAACGCGAGUUAAACCGGCUUAAACCAUUCCAAAACACGCCUAAACCGGUUUAAACCGCUCCUAAGCCUGGUUCAAACCACUCCUAAACCAUAGGAUAAGCCGGCUUAAACCAUUCCAAAACACGCAUAAACCGGUUUAAACCGCUCCUAAGCCUGGUUCAAACCACUCCUAAACCAUAGGAUAAGCCGGCUUAAACCAUUCCAAAACACGCAUAAACCGGUUUAAACCACUCCUAAGCCUGGUUCAAACCACUCCUAAACCAUAGGAUAAGCCGGCUUAAACCAUUCCAAAACACGCCUAAACCGGUUUGGAGAGGUUUAAAUCCACUCCUAAACCGGCUUAAACUACGUUUAAAAAUCUGGGUUAAACCGGCUUAAACCACUCCUAAAACUGGCUUACACUUACCGUAAACCAACUUGGACCAACUUAAGCCAGUUUGGAACGCAUAAAACACUCCUAAACCUGGCGAUAAACUGACCUAGCCCGGAAUGAGCUGGCCUAAACCGCUAAAACACUCCUAAAGCUGGCCUUGAACUGGCCUACGAAUGCCUCGUUGAUCGAACUACUCUGCCCAUCACUAAACUCCUUCCACGGCACCCCUCCGCGCCGCGCCCGCAGGCGUGAAGCUCGCUACGUCUGUUCAUCGGUGAACGGUCGUGCGGCGGUGGCCAUAGGACUAGCCGAGAGGCUCUCAGACUCUCGUAGAGACCCACAGAUUCGCAAAGGCACCCCCAUAGACUCGUCGCACGGAGACCCACAGACUCGUCGCACGGAGACCCCCAGAGAGACCCCCCAGAGACUCGUACGGAGACCCCCAUAGCCUCUCACGUAGACCCUCACGGAGACCCCAUAGACCCUCACGGAGACCCCCAUAGACCCUCACAGAGACCCCCAUAGACUCGCA